This is a messenger RNA of Acanthisitta chloris (rifleman), 1315 nucleotides long. Its product is annotated as protein kinase C eta type-like. The transcript is spliced from 10 exons. Gene Ontology annotation, molecular function: ATP binding; protein serine/threonine kinase activity. The record is from RefSeq and is a predicted model, not a curated record. The annotation marks the transcript as partial. NCBI's taxonomy places the organism in Eukaryota, Metazoa, Chordata, Aves, Passeriformes, Acanthisittidae. Gene Ontology annotation, biological process: protein phosphorylation.
GUCAGCGUGGACCAGGUGCGCGUGGGGCAGACCAGCACCAAGCAGAAGACCAACAAACCCACCUACAACGAGGAGUUCUCGGCCACGGUCACCGAUGGCCAUCAGCUCGAGCUCUCCGUCUUCCACGACACCCCCAUCGGCUACGAUGACUUCGUGGCCAACUGCACCUUGCACUUCCAGGACCUCCUGCGCUCGGCCGGCCCCAGCGACAGCUUCGAGGGCUGGGUGGAUUUGGAGCCAGAAGGCAAAGUGUUUGUUGUCAUAACUCUUACAGGAAGCUUCACGGAAGGGACCCUCCAGAGGGAUCGAAUUUUCAAGAACCUCACCCGGAAACGCCAGCGAGCAAUGCGAAGGCGAGUGCACCAGGUCAACGGGCACAAGUUCAUGGCUACCUAUCUGCGACAGCCAACCUACUGCUCACACUGCAGGGAGUUCAUCUGGGGUGUGUUUGGGAAGCAGGGAUACCAGUGCCAAGUAUGCACCUGUGUUGUACACAAGCGCUGCCAUCACCUAAUUGUUACAGCUUGCACGUGCCAAAACAAUACUAACAAGAACGAUCUCAAGGUGACUGAACAGAGGUUUGGAAUCAACAUCCCUCAUAAGUUCAGCGUCCACAACUACAAAGUCCCAACGUUCUGUGACCACUGUGGGUCCUUGCUCUGGGGAAUCAUGCGACAGGGUCUACAGUGUAAAAUCUGUAAAAUGAAUGUCCACAUCCGAUGCCAAGCAAAUGUUGCUCCGAACUGUGGGGUGAAUUCAGCAGAGCUUGCUAAAACAUUGGCAUGCAUGGGUCUGCAACCAGGGAGCAUCUCCCCAAACUCGAAACUGGUUUCGAGAUCUAUGUUGAGACACCAGGGAAAAGGCAGCCUGAAGGACAGCAACAAUGUUAGUGAAAGUUCAGCAAGCAAACUGGGGAUCAAAGACUUAACCUUCCUUCGUGUGUUGGGAAAGGGAAGUUUUGGAAAGGUGAUGCUUGCCAAGAUGAAAGAGAGUGGGCAGCUCUAUGCAGUGAAGGUGUUGAAGAAGGACGUCAUUCUCCAAGAUGAUGAUGUUGAAUGCACCAUGACUGAGAAACGCAUCCUUUCCUUAGCAAGGAACCACCCAUUCCUCACCAAGCUCUACUGUUGCUUCCAGACUCCUAGAAGACAAAUGACAGCAUUGCUGUCACUUGUGCCAUGGAGGACUGCACAUGGGCUGUCUGCCCAGCUGCAGCCUCAGCUGGUGUGUGCAUACGGGUGGGAGCUUGUUGCUGUGUGGGUGGUGGAGGGAGGAGUGGCUGAGAUGGAGGCAGUGGCCACAACCAUGUACCAGCAAG